GAACUUGACCAGUUUCCACGCAACAUCUUAUAAUUCUUCUCCCACUCCUCGUAUAUAAACCUCUCCCAUCCUCACCUCUUUCCCACACUCAUAUCCAAAACCGAAUCCACUUCUCUAACUAAUGGGCGUGUUCAGCGAAGAUCCGAAUCCCAACCCGAACCCGAUCGUGAUCCGAGAGGUUUGGGCCUCCAAUCUCGAAUCCGAAUUCGAACUCAUCCGCGAACUCAUCGAUCGCUACCCUUUUAUCUCAAUGGACACAGAAUUUCCCGGUGUUAUUUUCCGACCACAUGUGGACCCCACCAAACCCUUCAACCACCGCAACCGUCCCUCCGACCACUACCGCCUCCUCAAGUCCAACGUUGACGCUCUCAACCUCAUCCAGGUCGGCCUCACCCUCACCGACGCCGCCGGCAACCUCCCCGACCUCGCCGGAAACCGCUCCAUCUGGGAAUUCAACUUCCGUGACUUCGACGUGGCGCGUGACGCCUACGCUCCCGACUCCAUCGAUCUUCUCCGUCGUCAGGGCAUCGAUUUCGCGCGUAACACCGCCGACGGCGUGGAUUCCACGUGCUUCGCGGAGCUGAUGAUGUCUUCGGGGCUCGUGUGCAACGACGCCGUGAGUUGGGUCACGUUCCAUAGCGCGUACGAUUUCGGUUACUUGGUGAAGAUCUUGACGCGCCGUAACCUACCGACGAGGUUGGAGGAAUUCUUGAAAACCGUGAAGGUGUUCUUCGGAGAUAACGUUUACGACGUGAAGCACAUGAUGAGGUUCUGUGACACGCUCUACGGCGGAUUGGACCGCGUUGCACGGACGCUUAACGUGGACCGCGCCGUAGGGAAGUGCCACCAGGCCGGGUCAGACAGCUUGCUGACGUGGCACGCCUUCCAGAAGAUUGUUGACAUUUAUUUUGUAAAGGAAGAGCACCGAAAACAUGCCGGUGUAUUGUUUGGACUAUAGGCAUUCUGUUAAUUAUAAAAACCUAAAAAUAAUAAAAAUUCAAUUGAUUGAUUAUUUA
This is a messenger RNA of Glycine soja, 1016 nucleotides long. RefSeq names its product probable CCR4-associated factor 1 homolog 11. The transcript has a single exon. Gene Ontology annotation, molecular function: nucleic acid binding; poly(A)-specific ribonuclease activity. Gene Ontology annotation, cellular component: P-body; CCR4-NOT complex; CCR4-NOT core complex. Lineage: Eukaryota; Viridiplantae; Streptophyta; Magnoliopsida; Fabales; Fabaceae. The record is from RefSeq and is a predicted model, not a curated record. The coding region runs from base 122 to 958 and encodes 278 amino acids.